GCCUCGACGGCUAGAAGCGACCAAUCCCCUUUGACUUGUGUGUGCGGGUCGACCAUAGAAGGGCUGAACCACAGACCGCGGAGGGACACAAGCACAGAGGGAGCGAGACAGAGACAUCGACACGCACCAGGAACGCGCGCGUGUGUGUGUGUGUGUGAGAGAGUGAGAGAGAGAGAGAGUGAAAGAGUGCAGCGUGCUCUGACAGUGUGGACGACUGAAGCUCCUGCCAGUAGAAUAAGGUCUCCACUGGAUCUAAAAAGACAAACUUGGUUUGAGAAAAACCUGAUUUGGCUUUGCAGCAAACAACGCCGACACCUCCCUCACAUUUCCAGCCGUGGAUGUGCAAGAAGCGUGGGUUGUUAUGUUUCAAAAGGAGUCAGGACAAACACUGGACCAGUCAACUGUGACAGCAAUGCCUACCAACAAGUACUCUGCUACUCUCAUGGAGGAGAGCAACAACAUGACUGCUACUGCGGCAGUGAAUGGAGACACGCCUCCAGCAGAGGGCCUGUCGGAGAACAACAGCGGUGUGGCGCUGACCAAUGAGAACAGCCCGCUGACCGCGGCUGAACCGCCGUCCCCCUUCAGCCCCAAACAGAAUGGAGAUGCUGCCUCGCCUCAAGACGAUAACGAGAGUUUGAGGGGAAACAGGAAAAGGAGCAGGAAGAGGUCAGAGGAGGAGGAAAGCACCUGGGACUCCUCCUGCAGCGAGGAAAAGGAUUCAGGAGCAUCUCAGUCGGGUCUAAGACAAAGACCUCCACCCAGAACCAUCUUUCAGGCCGGACUGAACCCACACGCGCUCAACAAGCCUCGCAGACAGAAUCGCAAGCAGGAGCACGGCCUGUUACUGUGCGUUGGUGGUCCUCGUGUCCUGGCGGUCAUGUCUGGCAGCGUCCCAGAGGCGCCCCGUCUGGAGCUGAUGGAACAAGACUCCAAAGACUCGGCGCAGAGCAGCAGCAGCACCUCGUUAAGCUAUGAAACUCAGCCAGAGUACAAUGACAACAAGGGAUUUGGCAUCGGCGAACUGGUAUGGGGCAAGAUCAAGGGUUUCUCCUGGUGGCCCGGCAUCGUGGUGACGUGGCGGGCGACAGGCAAGAGGCAGGCCAGCUUGGGCAUGAGGUGGCUGCAGUGGUUUGGAGAUGGCAAAUUCUCAGAGGUUUCUGCAGACAAACUGGACUCCAUCACUGCCUUCCCCAAAUUCUUCAGCCAGACGUCUUACACCAAGCUGGCUUCUUACCGCAGGGCGAUCUUCCAGGCUCUAGAGAUGGCCAGUAUCCGGGCAGAGCAGACGUUUCCACCCUGUGAGUCAGACAGUCCAGAGGACCAGGUCAAACCCAUGCUGGACUGGGCUAAUGGGGGCUUCCUGCCCAAAGGAGAGGAGGGACUCAAACCCACACACAGCGCUGAAAGUAAUCCUCUGGACCACCAGGUCCUUGACGUCUCGCUGCCAGAUUAUUUCCCCAGUGCAAAACGGCCCCGAGUCAGCCUCUGUAAAAACAAGGCCACACCGGAGGAAUCCUACAGCAGAGAACAAAUGGUGAAUGAAGUUCUGAAGAAUAAUUGUAGUAUAGAAGAGUUCUGUCUCUCCUGUGGGAAUGGGAGAGCAGCUACUUUCCACCCGCUGUUUGAAGGAGGCCUGUGCCAAACAUGCAAGGAUGUGUAUCUGGAGAUGUCCUACAUGUACGACGAUGACGGCUACCAGUCUUACUGCACCAUUUGCUGCGGUGGUCGAGAGGUUCUGCUCUGUGGAAAUGCCAACUGCUGCAGGUGUUUCUGCGUGGACUGCCUCGACAUCCUGGUCAAUCCAGGAACAUCUAACAAUGCUCGCUAUCAGGACCCGUGGAGAUGCUACAUGUGUCAGCCACUGCUGCAGUACGGCAUCCUUAAACGCCGCCAUGACUGGAGUCUCAAGCUGCAAGAGUUAUUCGCCAACGACUACGGACAGGAGUUUGAGAAACCAAAGAUUUACCCAGCUGUCCCUGCAGAGCAGAGACGACCAAUCCGAGUUCUGUCCCUGUUUGACGGCAUCGCCACAGGCUACCUGGUUCUGAGGGAUCUGGGUUUUAAGGUGGACCAGUACGUGGCGUCUGAGGUGUGUGAGGACUCCAUCUCUGUGGGCGUAGUCCGACAUGAAGGAAAGAUCCAAUACGUCCAUGAUGUCAGGAACAUCACCAAGAAGAAUAUUCAAGAGUGGGGCCCAUUUGACCUGGUGAUAGGAGGAAGUCCCUGCAACGACCUCUCCAUAGUCAAUCCUGCAAGGAAAGGCCUCUAUGAAGGCACAGGGAGGUUGUUUUUCGAGUUCUACCGUCUGCUGAGCGAAACCAAGCCCAAAGAAGGAGAGGACCGGCCGUUCUUCUGGAUGUUUGAAAACGUGGUCGCCAUGGGCGUCAAUGACAAGAGGGAUAUCUCACGAUUCCUGGAGUGUAACCCUGUCAUGAUCGAUGCUAUUGAGGUUUCUGCUGCUCAUCGUGCCCGAUACUUUUGGGGAAACUUGCCAGGCAUGAACAGGCCUCUGUGCGCCUCUGGGAUGGACAAGCUAGAGCUGCAGGACUGUCUGGAACAUGGCAGAGUUGCAAAGUUUGGAAAAGUGCGGACCAUCACCACUCGCUCUAACUCCAUCAAACAGGGUAAAGACCAACAUUUCCCUGUGCUGAUGAACGGGAAGGAAGACAUUCUGUGGUGCACUGAGCUGGAGAGGAUCUUUGGCUUCCCUGUUCACUACACGGACGUGUCCAACAUGGGUCGUGGGGCCCGACAGAAGCUCUUGGGCCGGUCCUGGAGCGUCCCUGUCAUCAGGCAUCUGUUCGCACCACUCAAAGACUACUUUGCCUGUGAAUAGAAGAAACAUCCAUUACUAGCACAACCGAUGCCACCGGUGAACACACACACCAGCUUUGUGAUACUGGCUUCCAGAAACACCCCGUGUUCAGAUCUGGCAUUCACUCUGUCACGCAGCCAGGUCUCAAGUAGCUGGUAGAAUAGCGAGGGUCGCCGUUAUAAUGCACUAUAGCCUUAAAGACACACUAACACAGACAUACACAACUGCAGCAUCUCAGCUGUGAGUUAUCACUGUAUCCGACAAAGAGAGACUCAAAGGUUAGGUGAAAGUGUCACUGACCAUAUCUUCUGUAUCCGAGGCCAAUAAGGUGCUGAGCCUCAGGGUUAAAAGUUAAAGAAUGCUCAAAUGUUCAUUAAAAUGCCAUUUGAAGGCAUUCUUUUUUUAUUUUUUAUUUGACAACACUUUCUUGCUGUAGAAAAAUAGAUAACAGCACAACUGUGGCUCAGUAUCACACAUUUCAGACAUACCUCAUCGCCACUUCAGUAAUGACGAUGGUGAUUUAAGAGUGUGACAGGCAGGGUGCUGACACGCACUCUGAACAAAAACACUUAAAGCUCGGUUGAACCAAAGUCACACAACAGACAGCUGAAGUCUUGCUCCCUUCUUUAGGCAGCCUGCUGUUCCACCAGAGGGUAUUUGCUCUGGUCUUUUUAAUACAACCAAUUUUCUAUUUAGUUACAUUUUACUGAUCUUUCAAAGGUAGAAUAAUAAUGAUGUUGUUUUGCAUACCAUACCCCACAAGUCUUAGCAAAAGAAAUACCCCCUCAAAAAAGGCUCAUGGGAGCUCCAAUUAUAAGAUGUGAACAAAAUUGUCUUUUAUCUGUUUUAACUUUACCAGACAGCACAGUAGAACUUACUUAGACUAAAUAUGAAAAUAAAUGUGUCAUAUUUCAGUUGCUCAAUAGACCAGCAAAAUACUGAGUAUUUGACGCUAGUGGACCAGAGGCUAACCUGGGUAUGAAACUAGUGGUUUUAUGCUUCAGAUCCGUUUUUAUUUUUGUUUUGUAGUCUUUAUUGUAAUAUUCAAUCAUUUUUAUCUUUUUGAAUUCGUUCACAUGAGCCAAACAGCCGAGCUUAAGAGAAAAAAAAAACAUUUUUAUUCAAAAGAUUGCAUGAACACAUUUCACUGAGAGCUACACACAAAUACUUGAAACAAAGCCAAUGCAAAAACAGAGACAUGGUGUAUGAGAGAUGGGUUUUGUCUUUUGUUUACCAUUGUAGAGACGACUUAUAUUCUACUGUGGAUGUUUGGUUAUUAUUAUUUUAUUUUUUUUCAUCAAAGAGAGAAUAAGAGUACUUUGUAUACACUUGAUUUUACAACUGUCUGUUUAAGAAAGGUAUUUUCCUUUCUUAAAGAUGUAUAUGAUGUUUUUAAAAACUAGCACUGACUACUUUGGAUUACAUUGACAAAGAGACUGCCAUAGAAAUAACUGUAACAUGCUGGUUGAUAUUUAGUUCUGUUUGGUUAGCAGGGAGUAUAAUUUUUCUUUAGAUUUUUGAUUAUUCCUUUAAAGAAAAGGACAUAAAUAUUAUUUUCAACAAUUUCAGAAUUGUUUUCUUGCUUUAUGCUUUAUUAUUAGCAUAUUCAUCUGACAGGAAUCUAUGAGACAGUUUACUUUGAUGUUACUUGCAAAACUUGGUGUAGUCCUUUUAAUUUAAAUCUAGAAACUGUAAGAUUUUAAUCUUGUUGGCUGUCACCAAAUAAAACUUAAAGGGCAUUACCUCGGACAAAGGAGGCAACUGUGUGCCACUCCCUCUUGUGUGAAUACAUACUGUAGUUUUCUGCUCCAAUGUGCCCGUACUUUUAUAUUAUCAGUUGAAUGUUUUACAGUGUUUUAUGUACUGUAUCUAUAGAAAGGUUUACAAGUAUUUUGAGUCUCUUGUUCCUUUUUUUUUUACAAUCUACAUUGUCUUUAAACAAAAUGCACAUGCAAAGAAAAAGAAAAAUGCAUGUAUCAUGUUCAAAUGACAAGUUCACUUUGAAAUGCAAGACUCUGCUAUGGUGCUCAAAAAGACACUUAAAGUGCUGCCAGGAGCCUGUUUAUUUUCUAUCUUUUUUUUUUUCUUUUUUACUUUUCAGUGCCUGCUUUUUAAAGUUAUAAAAAAGGUGAUUGUUUACAUUCAUCAUGUUUCACUGACACUUCUGAAUCUGUUGUAUAUUUUGACUACAGUAAAAAAAAAAGAAAUUUGUAAACGCUCUUUUAAGACUUAUGUAUAUUUAGAACACAUACAGUAUAUAUUAACACAGUAUAAAGCUUUCUUGAAAUUUGUAAUGUUUUAACAUGACAUAGAGAAUAUUAACCAAUAGUUUGACAUUUUGUUUAGAUGUAAACAAUUUGCUUAUGUUAUGUAUAUGUAGAUUUUUGAAUAAGUUCUGAGAAGUUUUUGUUUGUUUGUCAUGCUGUAGUUUUGUUUUAUCAGGAUCUCUAGUGGAUUUUGUUUCCUUUGUUUUUUAUGAUGUUUAUUUGUUUUUAAUGAAUCCAAAGUGCAAAAACAGUACUAAAGACCCGAUUCUUUACUGUUUUUAUACUACUUCAGACUUGUAGUGGAAAAACAUUGGUUCAUUUGUUUUUAGGUUUGUGUACUUCCUAUAGCAACCUACAGUAUAAGUUUUAUUCAAUAAAAGGCAGUUUACUGCUAAAAACUGAAA
Molecule: messenger RNA, 5489 nt
Organism: Solea senegalensis (Senegalese sole)
Lineage: Eukaryota; Metazoa; Chordata; Actinopteri; Pleuronectiformes; Soleidae
Gene: dnmt3bb.1
Product: DNA (cytosine-5-)-methyltransferase 3 beta, duplicate b.1
Exons: 22
Coding region: 362-2839 (825 amino acids)
Biological process (GO): negative regulation of transcription by RNA polymerase II
Cellular component (GO): nucleus
Molecular function (GO): DNA (cytosine-5-)-methyltransferase activity, acting on CpG substrates; DNA binding
Source: RefSeq, a predicted model, not a curated record